Molecule: messenger RNA, 7500 nt
Organism: Alligator mississippiensis (American alligator)
Lineage: Eukaryota; Metazoa; Chordata; Crocodylia; Alligatoridae
Gene: GNA13
Product: G protein subunit alpha 13
Exons: 4
Coding region: 31-1164 (377 amino acids)
Biological process (GO): adenylate cyclase-activating G protein-coupled receptor signaling pathway; Rho protein signal transduction
Cellular component (GO): brush border membrane; heterotrimeric G-protein complex
Molecular function (GO): guanyl nucleotide binding; GTPase activity; D5 dopamine receptor binding
Source: RefSeq, a predicted model, not a curated record
CUCCCUCCCUCGCUGGCAGUGCUGGCCAAGAUGGCGGACUUCCUGCCGACGCGCUCCGCGCUGUCGGGCUGCUUCCCCGGCUGCCUGCUGAGCAGCGGCGAGGCCGAGCAGCAGCGCAAGUCCAAGGAGAUCGACAAGUGCCUCAGCAAGGAGAAGACGUACGUGAAGCGUCUCGUCAAGAUCCUGCUGCUGGGCGCCGGCGAGAGCGGCAAAUCCACCUUCCUCAAGCAGAUGCGCAUCAUCCACGGGCAGGACUGGGACCGCGCCGCCCGCGAGGAGUUCCGCGCCACCAUCUACAGCAACGUCAUCAAAGGUGUGAGAGUCCUGGUAGAUGCCAGAGAGAAACUUCACAUUCCCUGGGGAGUUCCUGCCAACCAGAGUAAUGGGGAUAUGAUGAUGGCUUUUGAUACUCGGUCAGCCAUGGUGGCACAAGGGAUGGUGGAGACUCGGGUUUUUUUACAGUACCUUCCAGCAAUACGAGCACUGUGGGCAGACAGUGGUAUCCAGAACGCCUAUGACAGACGCAGAGAAUUCCAGCUGGGGGAAUCUGUAAAAUAUUUCCUGGACAACUUGGAUAAACUUGGCGAAUCAGAUUAUCUUCCAUCACAGCAAGAUAUUCUGCUGGCAAGAAGACCCACUAAAGGGAUUCACGAGUAUGACUUUGAAAUUAAAAAUGUUCCCUUCAAGAUGGUGGAUGUAGGUGGCCAGAGGUCUGAGCGGAAGCGUUGGUUUGAGUGCUUCGACAGUGUCACAUCAAUACUCUUCCUCGUCUCUUCCAGCGAAUUCGACCAAGUGCUCAUGGAGGAUCGGCUAACAAAUCGCCUUACUGAAUCUCUGAACAUUUUUGAAACGAUAGUCAACAACCGGGUUUUCAGCAACGUCUCCAUCAUCCUCUUCCUAAAUAAGACAGACUUGCUUGAGGAGAAAGUACAAAAAGUCAGCAUCAAAGACUAUUUCCCAGAAUUCGAAGGGGAUCCCCACUGCUUAACAGACGUCCAAAAAUUCCUGGUGGAUUGUUUUCGUACCAAACGCCGGGACCAACAGCAGAAACCCCUAUACCACCAUUUCACCACUGCUAUUAACACAGAAAACAUCCGGCUGGUUUUCCGUGACGUCAAGGAUACCAUCCUCCAUGACAACCUCAAGCAGCUUAUGCUACAGUGAGGUGCAGAAAGACGUUUUUAUUUUGAUGAUUUUUUUUUUGUGUUCUCAAAUAGAAGUUUACAACAGGAGCAGAAAAAAUCCAGGUCCUGUCGGACUUCUUGAUGUGUGGCAUACAGCUGAACACAUGGUUGCUAAUUUCUGCCGAAAUCCAGGCUUUAAUCUUUUUCCACGGUAGCUUCAAGUUGGCUCAAAUUGUAAUUUUAUAGCAGACACAGGUUGCCUGUAAAGUGACUAAAUUUGAUCUCCAAACACUUGCAUGUUGCAAAGAAUAGAGCUAGAAAAUUCAUUCUGCCGCUAAUUCCACAUCCAGCCUUCAGCGUGCAUUCAUUGGGAAUAUAUUAGACUCAAGGCAGUAAUUUAAAAAAACUUUUCUUCUUCCUUAAAACAACGAUGAGACUGUGAUACCAUAGUUGACUUUGAUUUCUCAGGUCUUUUAUUUAGAAAUUCCAUAAAUCUCUUGCUGGAGUCUUUCUGAAGCUUGGAUGUAUAGCAUAAUGCUCUCCCUAGUUUGUGUACAGCUUUGAAUGGAUUUUUAUGAUUAGGUUUGCUUUUCAGGAAGAAGCUGGGAACUCUUGUCUACAUUAACGCUUUCGGCCCGAAAUGUCUAAUGUGACUGUAAGUUGCGGAGUUCUCCCUAAAUUUCAUGCUGUUGCAUCAUUUAAGUUUUUUUUUUUAGAGCCAUAACAAAGCACAAAGCACUAUGACUCGGUUCUUCUGAAUGUCUUGCAGGUGGGAAGUGGAAACAAGCUAAAAAUUGGUAUUCAUUUUUGCAUUGCCAGAUGUUACACCUAAGUACCUAGCCCCAGUGUUUGUCAAUUUGAAGUGUGCUUUUGUACGUUUGGGUUUUGUACCUUUCCCCUUUGGUCUCGCAGCCUGCCUUGCGCUACAUCAGUAGUCAGAUGCAUGGAACUAUUUUCAAAUUUAAGUGCCUCCCCUAUUCUGUCCUCUUGCAGUAUUUUCAGUGGCCUUAUAUGAAUACGUGCCCCAGACAGUGGCCGUGUGUAGGUAAGGGUAAGUAACCCAAACACCACUGUGAUGAAUGUCUGCACAGAAGAAUAAGCAUAACGUGUCUCAGUAGUAAAUGCUCGUGCGUGAAAACAUCCAAGAAAUCUGUCAGUCGUGUCUACCAAUCCUGUGUGCGCUUGAGCCAAACUUACUACACAGUGCUGUAAGAUGCCAUUUGUCACCAGUUAUAUUCUGCCAAAAGUCCCGUUUCAUAUCCUUUCACAGGCCUUUAUUGUGGCUGUGGGGCAGGUGCUUUCAGCUGAAGCUCUGCCUGCCAGGGUUUGUUACCAAAUAGAAUUAAACGUGGCUAAUUUGUGCUUUUAAAAAGAAAAAAAACCCCUCAGUACCACCACUGCACUUACUCCAUUCACAGUGCUUUUAUUUUAACCAGUCUUUUGUUUGCUUACUUGCCUUACAGAAUUGACUAAUUCUUGUGGAGGGAAAGAGUGGCCAAAGCACUUUUUUAAGAUGGGUUUCAGCCCUGCUGUGCUUCAUGUGUGGCAAGUGGUUUGGCAUACUGGUCUGAUCCCUUAAAACUGUCCACAUGAUUGUGUGAUGUUGUUAGGAGUCGGGAAAUGUGGACUCUUUUCUCAACACUGCCUCUGACUUCCUGUGAGAAGUCAUAAAAACACCCGUGUACCUUGGUCCCUUCAGCAAAGUGGGAUGGGUGCUCGGGUAGCAGUGCUUUGAAAUCAAUCAUGGAAUUUUAACAUGUUCAAAAGAAAAGUCAUAAAUAUAAGAACCAAGAAUGUGCUCCAGACGUAGACAGAGCACUUUUUCUAGAAAGCAGUCAAUCUGAAGAGGGCAUGGGACGUUCUGGUGGAUAAGCUGCUGAAUGUUUACUCGUUGGGUGGACAAAAGGGCUAACGGUGAUCCUUGGAUACAUGGAUAGAGGAACCUGAAGUUGGGAGAUUGUUUUGCCCGUAUUGGGUCCUGAUGUGGCUGCUCAUGGAGUGUCGGAUCCAGGUUGGGUAUCAACAACUCAUAAAGGACAUUGAUAAAUAUGGAGAGGGUUUAGAGAAGAGUCAUGAGAGUGAUUCAAAGGUUGGAAAACUACAUCUUGAUACGAGACACCAGGAGUUCUCUAUUUUUCAUUUUCUAAGUAAAGGGUUAAGGAGUUUUGCUUGAUGAUGGUCUAACCCCGGCAAGGGUGCCAGUGUGGGGCAUGCAAAGGCAUUUUGCUUGGCUCGUGUGUUUCUGGGCGGACAGCAGGGAAGGUCUGUGCUGCCACAACAAGAAUCGGACCCCCUCGCGGUUCCCACACCGUCCACCCCUGGCACACCAGCAUCUUACAAGUUGAGGUUGCAGGUGGUUUGUCACACUGGCAAAAAACGUUGCCUACCCCUGCUGUAAGUACCUACAAGGGCACCGAAGUGUCAACUGUGGACUCUUCAGUACGGCAAAAUCCAUUGAUUAGGACGCUGAAGCUAAACCGACUUGUAUGUGAUCUUCUAUCAGUGAGGGGGGGAAUCCAGAAAAUUAUUAAGAUCCCUGUUGUUACCUAAACUUAAUAUUAGAACAUAAGUGGUGGCACUGAAGUCUUGAAAAUGGCUUGACCAAGAAUAGCUUUCUUAGGUCACAUAGGUUAUCCAUUCAACAUCUUUUUUUUUUCCACGUUGGCUACAGAAUUAAAGGGCCCCAAACCGUUGGGACUAUGCCAUACAUUUGCCAACAAUCCCCUCCUUGAUGGCCCUCCUAGAGGAGCCAUCACUUUUAUUUUUAGGCUCGGGUGUGGUAGAGGGUUGAGCCUGGUGGGUUAUAUGAGUAAGUCCUUGCAGCCACCAGUGGAGCAGCUGUCUUGAUGCCAGCACUCAGUUUCUUUAGUUGCUUAUUUUUUCGAUCCAUGAGCAUACACACGGCCUUUCCAUCUCCUUCUAUGAGAAGACUAGUUUUUCUGUAUUUUACCAGUUUUCUCCAGCCCCUUCCAUAGCCAAGCAUGUCAGUCAAGGUGACCCAUAUUAAAAUGCUUCACGAUAGUUUCUAGAUUGAUUUGUUGUAUAACGUUUUGGAUAUUUGAUACUCAAAACCCAGGAUAUCCUUUUGGCUCAACUGUUUGUACGGAAAUAUUACUGCACUAAAUUUAUCUUGUAAUUUUUCUUUCCCUACCGUUUGAUUCAGCAUGAUGUAGGUGACAUUUGUUACUGAGGACACAGGAGUUUUGUCUUUCAUUCCCAAAGGGUUAAGGAGGGCUUGCUUGAUGAUGCAGUAAGUAUCUGCAGGGGCAAUGAAGUCUGAAUUAUGGACUUUAGUACUGUAAGGCCCAAUGAUAGGACACUGAAGUUAAACAAACUUGCAAGUGAAUUUUUAGCCGUGAGGGGGGCAUCCAAAGAAUUAUUCAAAGAAGGUCCCUGUGGCCUUUGUUACACAGAUUAGGCUAGAUCAGAGGUGGCCAACCUGCAGCACGCAUGCCACAAGUGGCACAGGCAGUCUCUGUGGGUGGCACAUAGCAGGAGGUGAGAAGAUAAGCAGGUGGGGGUAUGGAGCAGAAAGCAGAGCAGGCAGGGAGCAUAGGGCAGGAAGCAGAAAGCAGCAGGCAAGGGAAAAAGGAUUAGAGUGGCACUUGGGGAGGGUGUAGGGCUAAUUGUGGCCGGCCCAAAGGGUAGCCCUCCCCAUGCCCCACUGGAACAGAUGAUCAUGAUGGUUGUUGGGUCUCAUGCCAAAAUAGUUGUCAGCUCAAAUUCACUUAAACUGGAAAGACAUAUCACAUCACAGGACCUGUCUGUGUUGGAAGUUACCAACAUUGAUGCUAAUACAGGAACAGGGCCCUGUCUCUGAAGUUUUGAGGACCUGCAAUUCCCAGAUGACUGCAGUAGAAUAUAAAGCUCUGAAUUAAAUCCUUGGUCUUUACAUUAUCAAGAAGCCCUGGUAAUCUCAGUUAAUAAGCCUUUUCAGAAUGUUUUCCAAAAUGUGGGACUUGUGCAAAUAUGUUGUUAGCUAAUAUUUUUUGGCAAGUGUCAUGCCUGCUCUUUCCAAAAAAUCUUUUAUUAUUAAAUAAUAAAAAGUUCCAACUGCUUGUUGGACGCUGCAGGCGCUUGUUACAACCUUAGUUCAGACAGGUUAGGAAAUUCGGCAAGUGAUGCAUCUUCAAUCUUGUGCCUUGGGGUUGCUGAAGAGAAGUAUGGAGCAUUGGCAAUCGCUGAUCAUUUUAGUUUUCUAUUUCACACUAAGGGAAGUCCCUAAAUUUUCAGAAGUGUUUAGUGUUUUGUUUUGUUUUUUUAAUUUGAGAUGCCCAGCUUAAUGCCUGCUCAACAGACCUCCUGGCCCAGCUCUCUGAGUAUUGGACUGUUUUAUGGCAAGCAGCAAGGUGUUUUUAUGUUUUAGUUUUGGGGAUGGCCUUUAUUGAACCUUCUCUAUACUUGCGAGAGAUGUUGGAGAAGCUUUCAGGCACAAAGUGCCCUUCUCUUGCCUCUCAUCCAUUUCCUGGACCACCGUGGCUACAUCACUCCAACAGAUUUGUCUUAAAUUAGAGACCCCAAAUCACUUGUUUUCUACAGAGUAGGACUCGCACUGUAAGCACUAAGGGGAUCUCAGGCUAAAGUAACUAUGUUCAAACAGAAUUAUAUGAAGUUUUGGCACUUGGCAUUUUUCCCUCUACUUUUGUUUUUCGAAAACUAAUCUUGAAGCACUGUUUAUGCAAUUCCGAUGUUAGACGUUGCCUUAAAUUGAAUCAACACUGUUUUUUUUCCAUCUCCUUUAUACUUGCCAACUAGCUGAGAAGCAGCACAUCUUGUGCUAUGUUUAUUUCUUUUGAGACUUGCUACUAAAUGUUGCUUUGUGGCAGAAUAUAAUUUUGGUGCAAAAUCUAGUAUUUUAACUUUGUUGAACAGGCUGUCCAUGCACGUGCUGAAGUAAAAGUAGAUGGAUUGCUCUAUAUCAAGUAAUGAAAGUGAAGACUGUUAACGUAAGCCAGUAAGUUAUGGUACGAGGUCAGGACAUGUAUAUUGUAAAAAGUGGGGAUACAGGAAAACUCCUGAGGCUUCUUCAGGUUUACUUCUUACUAGGGCUAACUUCCAAAGAUCAUUGGCUAGUUUCUGCUGCACUGAACGAUCAUUGACCACAUUGAGAUGUGAGUGAGAAAUACCACUAGCUUGUACAGUCCUCCUGUACUUGAAGGUGAAUGUGGCAUUUUAGCAUUUGCUUCCUGCUGCAUUUUUUUUUUUUAAAUCUAAUUGUUUGAAGACUGUGGCUAUUCACCAGUGCUGGAAACAAUCCACCUUUUCCAUCUGGAGUAUAUGGGAGCCAAAGCCAUCACUAACAACAUUCACUGAAAACCCCAGCUCUUACAGAUGAGCCUUCCUCUCAUCUCUUCUGCAGGUGUCAGCUAGUAGGCUUAGGCCUUUGGCUAAUAGGUAAAUUAUUUUUAAAUCUAAUCAGGAUUCUUCAACCAAAUUGCUAAAAUACUUCGGGCUCUUUAGAGUUUUGCAAUACAGAGUAUAGUGAGCUCCCAGAUAACUUCAUCAAAAGCUCUGGAACUAAUGGGACUUCUCUAUCCUGCCAUUUAUUUGUUUAGUAAAAAUUCUGUAUAUCUAAACACAGCUCUAUGGCAGGAUUCAGCCCAAGGUUUCUAAGUUAUUGCAAAAAAUGAUGGUUGGACACCCAUAUAUCUCGCCAGGUGGUUGCCCAGUUAAGGAUUCCUUAGACAUUUCUCUUUAGAGGGGUCAUUGCAGAAAUACACUUUCCAACAGCACGUUUCUGGUUUCAGAACGAUCAGGAUAUUUGAUGCCACGCUAAAUUUGUUCACAACUUAACUUCACAGGGCUUUCUUUAUUUGAUGGUACCACGAGUUUAAAAAAAAAAAAAAUCACCGUAUUGCAAUAGUGCCAUUUGUAAUUUCUUUUCCUUUUACUUGAAAACAAAAUUGAAUUGCAAACUAUUUAAAAUUGCUUUCCUGCCCUUUCAGUAGCAGUGAGAGCUUACCUUAUGUGAAGCCUUCUGUAAAAAUAUAUUUUGUAACAACCUCAUAGAUCCUUUAUCUAACAAAACCAAGAUUUAUAUUAGCUUUGUAUAAAUGUUUGUGGCUUAUAAUUUUUAUAUGUUUAACUUUUAUAACUUUCCAGGGACUAAGAGCCUCUAUAUUGUAAAUUUAUCUCUCCUUGCUUUAGUUCAGGAUUAGCAAUAAAUUAUUUCUGAAGGAGGUCGUAAAGGAAAAAAGUAUCACUUCCUUUUAUAAAAUGGUUAAAUUACUAAUGGUUUAAAGCCUUCUUGCAUUCAUUUGUACAUUGCUCUGUACAUACUCUGCCAAAAUGUUGCCUUACAGCUAUUAAUAUUUGCCUUGUGUUAAAAAAAAAUUUUAAAAAUUACUGACGAUAAAUAAACGUAUACAGCCUCGAA